Molecule: messenger RNA, 1191 nt
Organism: Prosopis cineraria
Lineage: Eukaryota; Viridiplantae; Streptophyta; Magnoliopsida; Fabales; Fabaceae
Exons: 7
Coding region: 1-1191 (396 amino acids)
Source: RefSeq, a predicted model, not a curated record
AUGGAGAACGACGAGAACAAGAAGAAGGAACUAUUCUGGUGUGCCAUGAAAAGGGAAUGGCGGAAGGUCAUUGAAAUGUACAAGAAAGACGCGAGGCUUCACGGGACCAGAAUUACUCGCUCAGGAAACACAACGCGUUGCACAUUGCAGCCUCAGAUGGCAAGGAGGACGUGCUUCAAUGGGGAAUGCCACCCCACGUGUCACAUCAUUGCCAGCGUCGAGCCUACCUCGGUGGACGAUCGUAACGAUGACGGCGAGAAGCCUCUCUUCUUGGCCGCUCUCCAUGGCGGAAAACAAGCUUUUCUCCGCCUCCAUUUCAUCCGAAACCCAAUCAGAACCGCCGCCCCCUGUUACAAUAAUUGUAGAGGGAAUAAUGGUGACACUAUCCUUCACUCUGCAAUCAACGGUGACUACUUUGGUAUAUAUGUUGAGGAGCUUCAGGAAGAAAAUCCAGAGGGCGAACUACAGACAUGCCCUGCUGCACCCAUGCACAUAGUGCGCAAACCUGUUGAAGCAAAUGCGGAAGAUCCUGAAGCGGGAGCUCAGGCAAACUCACUAUUUCCCGCUAAUUACAAAACCUGUCGCCAUUUGAUCAAGUUCUUUUAUCUGGAGUUUCUGAUUAUUCUGGGGAAAGACGAGGAUGAUGGGAACAGCCCCAACGAGUACGAGUACGUGUAUGAUGGGAAUACGACGUGGUCACAGACCCUUGCCACAUCAGUCGAACCUACAACUACAAAUACCAAGAUAACUAUUAGUAUUAUUACGUGUUUGACAUACAAUUGUGCGGAACAUGAGAAGAAAAGGAGGGGGACGGAUACUGCAAUGUUAGUGGCGGCAAAGAAUGGUGUGAUGGAAAUAAUAGAGAAGAUUGUAGAGUUGUUUCCGGGGGCUAUUCACGAUCUGAAUGAAGAUAAGAAGAACAUGUACAGUGUUAUUGGUUGUAGAAUACAGGCAACCUCACGUGUACCAGUUCUUGCUGAAGAAGAAUAUUUACAAAGAAAGCCUAUUCCAUCAAGUGGACACGGAUAUGGAAACAGUGCGUUGCGCCUGGCAGCCACACUCCGUGACCACAAGCCUUGGCUCAUUCCCGGUCAAGCUCUUCAAAUGCAAUGGGAACUCAAGUGGUACAAGUUUGUGAAGGAGCCGAUGCAGCCUGGUUUCUUAGACCGAUACAACCUGAAACCCAGAUGA